Messenger RNA from Prunus armeniaca (apricot), 564 nucleotides. The record is from the annotation of a GenBank genome assembly. Lineage: Eukaryota; Viridiplantae; Streptophyta; Magnoliopsida; Rosales; Rosaceae.
AUGGUGGCACCACCACCUCUCGCCACCGUGCCACCUACCGGACCCGCGGCCGGAUCUAGCAACCUCCGUGGCACCGCCGCCGAACAUGGUGGAACCUCCUAUCAAGGUGGGCUCGUUACCACCACCGACUUAGGCUCGGUCUUGGAGCAACUUCAAGCAUUCCCUCCAUUGCCUCCACGCUCGAUGCACGCUCUCGGGUACACCUCCAAUGAAAACCUAGCCCGUGUGCAAUUGGGCUCCACACGCUUCUCUCCUCCCGAUCCACAAAGUCAAGCAGAUCUCAACCUGAGAGUUGACCAGCUAGCUCAGAGAAUGGACGACCAAAACGCUCUGAUGAGGCAGCUCCUCAAUCAAACAAGCGUGGCUCAAAAUCUUGGCCUUGGACAACCAGGCGAAGAGAGAAGAAUAGACGAACGCACCAGUGGGCAGCUCAACGGGCACCAAGCAGGUCGAGCAGGAGUGAGCAAACAAGGGGAUGCACAACCACGUGAUCAGCUUGCCGACAUGUCGCGAGCAUCUGCAAGCCACACACAAAGCAAUGUGCAAAAAAGGCUCGGCCCAUGA